Messenger RNA from Hevea brasiliensis (rubber tree), 4252 nucleotides. RefSeq names its product PH, RCC1 and FYVE domains-containing protein 1. NCBI's taxonomy places the organism in Eukaryota, Viridiplantae, Streptophyta, Magnoliopsida, Malpighiales, Euphorbiaceae. Gene Ontology annotation, molecular function: metal ion binding. The coding region runs from base 560 to 3874 and encodes 1104 amino acids. The transcript has 9 exons. The record is from RefSeq and is a predicted model, not a curated record.
CUCUUCUUUCUCUCUUUUCCUAUUUCACAUUUCUCACUGAGCCAUACACUGGCUCACCUCCAUUUUUAUACCUUUAUUACUAUUAUAAUAUAAUUCUCUCUCUCUCUCUCGCUCUCUCUCUCUUCUUCGACUUGCAUAGUUAAGACGCUUUCUCUCUCUCUCUCUCUCUCUCUCUCUCUCUCUCUCUGUACUUGACAACUGCUAAUCAGAUCAUCAGUUUUUUACAGGAUUUUCCCUCACUUUCUCGCUACCUAAACAAUACAUUUUGCUUCUCCAAGAUCCUCGGAAGUUGAAUUGGGUCUUGAUUAUUGGGUCGGUGUUCAGUUCAGGAACUGUUUGUUAGCUCUGGUGCUGUCUCAAUUUGCUGCAAUUGAACUAGUGUGAUUGGAGGAAUUGGAGCUGGAAGCCAGAGGUAUUGAUGGUCGAGUUGGGGUUUCAGGGAGUUUUAUGGGUGGUUCAGAGCGUGGAUUUGUUAGGGGUUGAGAGUUUAUUGAAUUGGUGUUUGUGAAUGGAAGGGUUUUGCUUUCUUGAUAAUGGUGAGUAGAUUGUUUUGGUCGUGAUGUCGCGGACUGAUAGAAUGGCCUCGGAUCUUGGUAGGACUGGCCCUGUUGAAAGGGACAUCGAGCAGGCCAUCACCGCUCUAAAGAAGGGGGCUUACUUGCUCAAGUAUGGGAGGAGGGGAAAGCCCAAGUUUUGCCCUUUCCGUCUUUCCAAUGAUGAGUCAGUUUUGAUAUGGUUCUCUGGCAAAGAGGAGAAACAUCUUAGACUAAGCCAUGUAUCUAGAAUCAUAUCUGGGCAACGCACACCGAUCUUUCAAAGGUAUCCCCGACCUGAGAAGGAGUACCAGUCUUUUUCUCUUAUAUAUAAUGACAGGUCACUGGAUUUGAUCUGCAAAGAUAAAGAUGAAGCUGAGGUAUGGUUUAGUGGUUUAAAAUCAUUAAUUUCUCGUAGUCAUCAUCGAAAAUGGAGAACAGAAUCAAGGAGUGAUGGAAUUCCAUCUGAAGCAAACAGUCCUAGGACAUAUACUCGUAGAAGUUCUCCUUUGAAUUCUCCAUUUGGUAGUAAUGACAGUUUGCAGAAGGAUGAUCACCUUCGUCUUCAUAGUCCAUAUGAAAGCCCCCCUAAAAAUGGUCUGGAUAAGGCAUUUUCGGAUGUGAUAUUAUAUGCUGUUCCUCCCAAGGGAUUUUUUCCCUCAGAUUCUGCUAGUGGUUCAGUACAUUCUUUGUCAUCUGGUGGCUCGGAUAGUGUACAUGGUCAUAUGAAAGCAAUGGCAAUGGAUGCCUUCAGAGUUAGCCUAUCUAGUGCUGUUAGCUCAUCAAGCCAAGGUUCUGGUCAUGAUGAUGGUGAUGCCCUUGGAGAUGUAUUCAUUUGGGGAGAAGGGACAGGAGAUGGUGUCCUAGGAGGUGGAACUCAUAAGGUUGGAAGCGGUUUUGCUGCAAAAAUGGAUUCUUUAUUGCCUAAAGCCUUAGAAUCUACUGUAGUACUUGAUGUCCAGUAUAUUGCCUGUGGUGGAAGACAUGCAGCCUUAGUUACCAAGCAAGGGGAGAUUUUUUCUUGGGGAGAGGAGUCAGGAGGCAGGCUUGGGCAUGGUGUAGACUCUGAUGUUUUGCAUCCGAAGCUUGUCGAAGCCCUCAGUAAUAUAAACAUUGAGCUUGUGGCAUGUGGAGAGUACCAUACCUGUGCUGUAACACUUUCUGGUGAUUUGUAUACCUGGGGUGAUGGAACUUACAAUUUUGGUCUUCUUGGACAUGGAAAUGAAGUCAGCCAUUGGGUUCCAAAGCGAGUGAAUGGGCCCUUGGAAGGCGUACAUGUCUCAUAUAUCUCAUGUGGACCCUGGCAUACAGCAGUUGUAACCUCUGCUGGGCAAUUGUUUACUUUUGGUGAUGGCACAUUUGGAGUUUUGGGUCAUGGAGAUCGGGAAAGCGUUUCAAUACCAAGGGAAGUGGAAUCCCUUAAAGGACUCCGCACUGUGCGAGCAGCCUGUGGUGUUUGGCAUACUGCUGCAGUUGUAGAAGUCAUGGUUGGAAAUUCAAGUUCCAGCAAUUGUUCUUCAGGGAAGCUGUUCACGUGGGGAGAUGGAGAUAAAGGUCGGCUUGGGCAUGGUGACAAGGAAGCAAAACUGGUUCCUACAUGUGUUGCUGCUCUUGUUGAACCUAACUUUUGCCAAGUUGCAUGUGGACAUAGUCAGACAGUUGCACUUACAACAUCAGGCCAUGUCUACACAAUGGGCAGCCCUGUUUAUGGUCAGCUUGGUAAUCCCCAUGCUGACGGAAAGCUCCCCACCCGUGUUGAAGGAAAGCUUUCGAAGAGUUUUGUUGAGGAGAUUGCUUGUGGUGCUUAUCAUGUUGCAGUUUUAACUUCAAAAACUGAAGUUUACACCUGGGGAAAGGGAGCAAAUGGACGAUUAGGCCAUGGGGAUAAUGAUGAUAGAAAUUUUCCAUCACUGGUAGAAGCCUUGAAAGACAAACAAGUAAAAAGUAUUGCUUGUGGCACUAAUUUUACUGCAGCUAUCUGCCUUCAUAAGUGGGUUUCUGGUGUUGAUCAGUCCAUGUGUUCUGGGUGCCACCUUCCAUUUAAUUUCAAAAGAAAACGACAUAAUUGUUAUAAUUGUGGUCUAGUUUUUUGUCAUUCAUGCAGCAGCAAAAAGUCACUUAAGGCUUCCAUGGCACCAAAUCCCAAUAAACCUUAUCGUGUCUGUGAUAAUUGCUUUAAUAAACUGAGGAAAGCCAUUGAAGCUGAUGCUUCAUCCCAGUCUUCUGCAAGUAGGAGAGGCAGUGUAAAUCUUGGGUCUAAUGACUUUAUUGAUAAAGAUGAGAAGUUGGACUCUAGAUCUCGAGGACAACUUGCUAGAUUUUCAUCAAUGGAGUCCUGGAAGCAAGCAGAAAGCCGAUCUAAGAGAAACAAGAAACUGGAAUUCAAUAGUAGCCGUGUUUCACCCGUUCCUAAUGGAGGCUCCCAUUGGGGAGCACUUAACAUUUCUAAAUCUUUUAAUCCAAUGUUUGGUUCAUCCAAAAAAUUUUUCUCAGCUUCUGUUCCUGGAUCACGUAUUGUUUCUCGAGCAACAUCUCCUAUAUCAAGAAGACCUAGCCCACCUCGCUCAACAACACCAACCCCAACCCUAGGUGGACUAACCUCGCCAAAAAUUGUUGUAGAUGAUGCUAAAAGAACAAAUGAGAGUCUCAGCCAAGAGGUUAUUAAAUUGAGAGCUCAGGUAGAAAAUCUUACUCGUAAAGCCCAGCUUCAGGAAGUUGAGCUGGAAAGGACAACUAAACAGCUGAAGGAAGCAAUAGCAAUUGCAGGAGAAGAGACCGCUAAAUGCAAAGCAGCUAAGGAAGUUAUCAAAUCACUGACUGCCCAAUUAAAAGACAUGGCUGAAAGGCUACCAGUAGGAGCAGCGCGAAACGUGAAAUCACCCUCCUUUACUUCACUUGCCUCGACUCCUUCCAAUGAUGUUCCUAAUGUUUCUCUUGAUCGUCUGAAUGGUCAAAUGGCAUCUGAAGGACCAGACACAAAUGGAUUAUACAGCCAGGUGCUGUCUAAUGGCUCUAGUGCCACCAGCAUCCGUAAUUCAGGUUACAACAAACAAGGCCAUUUGGAAGCAACAGCUAGAAAUGGAAGCAGAACGAAAGAUGGUGAAUCACAUCAUGAAACUGAAUGGGUUGAGCAAGAUGAGCCGGGAGUAUACAUAACACUUACCUCCCUGCCAGGAGGUGUCAAGGAUCUUAAGCGAGUACGCUUCAGUCGAAAGCGGUUCAGUGAGAAGCAAGCAGAACAGUGGUGGGCAGAGAAUAGAGCAAGAGUAUAUGAACAGUACAACGUCCGCAUGAUUGACAAGUCAAGUGUUGGUGUUGGAAGUGAUGAUUUGGCUCACUAGCAUACGGAAUUUUUUUUUUUUUUUUUAAAUCCAUGUAGAUGAAAAGUUCUUUUUCAUUUUUCAGCUCCUCAUGCUGGGAGGCAAUAUUCACCUACUGGGUUUGGCUUACCAAUUGAAAUUGGCUUCCACGUUUCAAUGAUUAGAAGCAAAUACAGCUAUAAGAGGAGAACGAAACAGAGGGGUUUGAUUGUAUUUUCAUAUAUAUAGUUUUUUUUUUUUUUUUCUCUUUGAUUUUUCAUGGUUUUCAUUUUUUUCCCUAUAUGUACGCUGUGUGGGGGUUGAGGGUGAAAAAUGUAAAUUCCUAGUAGGUUGCUGGCUCUUGUUGAAAAAGCAGCUGCCAUGUAAAUUCAUAAAGUGAAUGCAUUACAGAUUUUUCCA